This is a messenger RNA of Chaetomium globosum CBS 148.51, 1593 nucleotides long. RefSeq lists its product as uncharacterized. The record is from RefSeq and is a predicted model, not a curated record. Bases 1 to 1593 code for a protein of 530 amino acids. Gene Ontology annotation, molecular function: carbohydrate:proton symporter activity. Lineage: Eukaryota; Fungi; Ascomycota; Sordariomycetes; Sordariales; Chaetomiaceae. The transcript has 3 exons. Gene Ontology annotation, cellular component: membrane. Gene Ontology annotation, biological process: carbohydrate transport; transmembrane transport.
AUGCCAGGCGGCGCCGCCCCCGCGCUCGGCAUGCCCGACGUGUCGCGGGUCGAGGCCCCCGUGACGCUCAAGGCGUACCUGAUGUGCGUGUUCGCGGCCUUCGGCGGCAUCUUCUUCGGCUACGACUCGGGCUACAUCUCCGGGGUCAUGGGCAUGGAGUUCUUUAUCCACGUCAUCGAGGGCGCCGACGCCACCGUGCUCCCCGCCUGGAAGAAGUCGCUCAUCACGUCGAUUCUGUCGGCGGGCACCUUUUUUGGUGCACUCAUGGCGGGUGAUUUGGCGGAUUGGUUGGGGAGGAGGAUUACCGUCAUUUUGGGGUGUGCGGUGUUUAUUGUGGGUGUGGUGCUGCAGACUGCGAGUGCCGGGUUGGGGCUGAUUGUUGCUGGGCGGUUGGUUGCUGGGUUUGGAGUGGGUUUCGUGUCGGCGGUUAUUAUCCUGUACAUGUCGGAGAUUGCGCCGCGGAAGGUUCGUGGUGCCAUCGUGUCGGGGUACCAGUUCUGUAUCUGUGUUGGGUUGUUGUUAUCGUCUUCGGUGGACUACGCCACGCAGGACAGGAACGACAGCGGCUCGUACCGUAUUCCGAUCGCCCUCCAGAUGGCGUGGGCUUUGGUUCUUGCCGGUGGGCUGUUCUUCCUGCCCGAGUCGCCACGGUUCUUCGUCAAGAAGGGUAACCUUGAGGCGGCCGUUGUCACACUGGCGCGGUUGAGGGACCAGCCACAGGAUUCCGACUACGUCCGGGACGAGCUGGCUGAGAUUGUCGCCAACCACGAGUAUGAGAUGAGCGUGAUUCCGCACGGCAAUUACUUCCAGGCCUGGGCUAUGUGCUUCCGGGGUUCGAUCUGGAAGGCCAACAGCUACCUCCGGAGGACUAUUUUGGGCACGUCGAUGCAGAUGAUGCAGCAGUGGACUGGCUGCAACUUCGUUUUCUACUUCGGCACCACCUUCUUCCAGCAACUCGGCAUCAUCCAAAACCCGUUCCUCAUCUCGCUCAUCACAACCCUCGUCAACACCUGCUCGACCCCGAUAUCUUUUUACACCAUGGAACGCGUUGGACGGCGGCCUCUCCUGAUCUGGGGCGCCCUGGGCAUGCUCAUUUGCGAGUUCAUCGUGGCCAUCAUUGGCACUGUCAAGCCUGACGACGACACGGCCGUCAAGGUCAUGAUCGCCUUCAUCUGCAUCUACAUUUUCUUCUUUGCAACUACCUGGGGCCCGGGUGCGUGGGUUGUCAUUGGCGAGAUCUUCCCGCUGCCGAUGCGCGCCAAGGGUGUCGCCCUGUCGACCGCGUCGAACUGGCUGUGGAACUGUAUCAUCGCUGUUAUCACCCCUUACAUGGUGGACGAGGACAAGGGCAACCUCGCGGCCAAGGUGUUUUACAUCUGGGGUGGUCUCUGCACAUGCUGCUUCGUCUACGCGUAUCUGCUGAUCCCGGAGACCAAGGGGCUGACGCUCGAGCAAGUGGACCAGAUGCUGGGCGAGGCCACGCCGCGCAACAGCGCCAAGUGGGUGCCGCACAGCACGUACGCGGGCGGCGACCUGAAGGCGGAGAAGGAGGUCGGACAUGUUGAGAAGUCGGACAGCGACGCCAACGUGUAG